Engraulis encrasicolus (European anchovy) is the source of this 3676-nucleotide messenger RNA. RefSeq lists its product as uncharacterized. The record is from RefSeq and is a predicted model, not a curated record. The transcript is spliced from 6 exons. Bases 1 to 3246 code for a protein of 1081 amino acids. Gene Ontology annotation, cellular component: cytoplasm. Gene Ontology annotation, molecular function: MAP kinase tyrosine phosphatase activity; MAP kinase tyrosine/serine/threonine phosphatase activity; protein tyrosine/threonine phosphatase activity. NCBI's taxonomy places the organism in Eukaryota, Metazoa, Chordata, Actinopteri, Clupeiformes, Engraulidae. Gene Ontology annotation, biological process: protein dephosphorylation; negative regulation of JUN kinase activity.
AUGCCUCCGCGGCCUCUUGACGAGCGUAUAGUGGUAAUCCAGCGCCCCAAGAGUUUGGCCCUGCGCGUGGCCUCACCCCAGACAGCGCCCCCGCAGCACGGCAGCAGCAAUAACAGCGGCGGCGGCAGCAGCGGGGCAGCCUCCCGGUUCGACCUCGCGUCCCAGCACCCCUUACCCUCGGCCCGCAUCCGCCCGCACCCUGCCCUCACAGCCAACGGCAGCAGCAGCGGAGGAGGAGGAGGCUCUUGGGAAUGCAAGCGCCGGUCCCGCUCACAGAAGGUCCGCGGAGAGCGAGGGGAGCGAGGCUGGGAGAACGGCAUCGCCGGAGGUGUCGGUGGGCACGUGCCUAGCCACUGCCACAGCAACGGCACCGUCACCCUCGGCCCCAGGCCCCACCACAAGCACACGCACACCAUCGACAUCCACCUGUCGCUGGACAAAGGCGGCGGAGGAGGAGCUGGAAGAAGCGGAGGCAGCACUGGUACCAACCACAACCACAACCACAACCAGGCUCCAGACAAGGGGGCCAGGAGAAGCAGCAGUCUCACCCGAGGAGGCAGCACCAGGAGCGGCCGAGGAGGGAGGAAGGUCUCACUGCACCUCGACCCUGCCCAGGAGAGGAGGAACGGUGGAGUCUCCGGCAGCAGCGGUGGUGGUGGAGGUGGUGGUGGUGGGUGUGGGUCUCUGGGGAAAGGGGGCAGCGGCGGCAUCCUCCACUCUUCCCAGAAGCCUCAGCCACAGGUGAGCCAUCACCAGAACCACCUGUCCGUCUCUCCGGGCGGCGUCCUAGAGUUCGUGCCAGCACAGCGGAACACCCAGACGAACCCGAGGAAAGAGCGCGACUACUCCACCUGCAACGGCUACUCGGCGUCCGGGGCUGGAUCCGGAUCUGCCUCGCGUGGCGACCACCACCACCACCACCACCGCGGUGCCCCAGUCUCCAACGGCAACAAGGAGAACACCAAACUGGGCCCGGUCCCGGUGCAGCAGACGUCGGCCAACCCCCCCCACCACAGCCUGCCCCGCCACCAUGGCCCCCACCAGCCCCCUCUGACCCCGCAUGCCACGCUCCUGAACACCCCCUGCCCCCCUCCUCCUCCUCCUCCUCAGAUCCAGGCCCCUCCGCCCCCGCCUUACCCCUCCCGCGUGCCCCCGCACCCCCCCAACUCCUCCAGCACCUCCGCCACUGUCUCUUCUUCCUCGGCCGGCCCCUUCCCCCCUCACCCGCGGCCCUCCGCUCGAACCCGGGACCACAACCCCCAUCACUCCUCACGCCAUCACCACCCCCCUCACCCCCAUUUCCCACCUCAGCUGCAGCUUCACGGCUUCCCCCCUCUCUCCCCCACUGCCUCCUCCCGUGAAGGCUUCCCCAGCCCGGACCACACCUGCACCAUCGACCUCGCCCACCCUUUCAGCUGCGGCUGCUGGAAGCUGGUGCGUUGCCGCGGAGGCCGGAGUCACGGCCACAGCCACCACAGUCACAGUCAUCAUAGCCACGGCCACCACAGCCACAACCACAACCACGCCCAGGGAGCAGCUGCCGCCAUGGGCCUGAAGACGCUGGGCGGCUGCCUGUCCACCGCCUCCACCACCACCAACACGUCCUCGUCCAACAGCACGGCGUCCGAGUGCCGCGCGGGGCUCCUGCGGGGCCAGCUGGGCGGCUGCGCGUCCUGCUCCAGCGAGACGGCAGCUGGCGUGGGGGGCGACUUCCGGAAGAAGUUGGUAGGCGGGUGCCUACCGUGCGCCCCGCUGUCGUCCUCGGCACCCCUGAGGGCGCUCCAGAGCUGCGUGACCGGCUGCAACCCUAAAGCCAGCCAGACGGCCAGCUCCACCUGCUCCUACUGCAGCAGCGACCCCAUCGUAGUGACCUUUAACCCCCACCGGAGUAAACAACAACAGCAACAACACCAACAACAACAACAGCAGCAGCACCAUCAACAGCCGCCUCUGCACGGGUCUGGCCGCGGCGGCGGCUUCGGCCCUAUCGGUGGUAUCCAUGACAACGACGACGACUACAGUGUCCGCACCAUAUGGCCCGAGGAGCUAGCGAAGAAGAUAAACCGCUCGAAAGUGGCGCAAGGCAACAGCCACCACCACAUGGGCGCAGGCUGCAUGGGGCAUGAGCAGAACGGAGGGCACGGAGGGCACAGUGGCGGCCAUAGUAGCGGUGGCGGCGGCAGUAACCCCGUCAUCCUGGACUGCCGGAACCUUCUGGAGUUCACUCGAUCGCAGCUGACGGACCACGCGGGGCGGCGCCGGCUGCAGCAAGGCAAGAGCGCCGUGCUGGACUUUAUCGGGUCGGGCGGUGUCGGGGCUGGCGGCCGAGGGGGGGACUCGGGCCGGGACUCGCUGAAAAGACUGUGGACGGGUGGCGGCGGCGGCGCUGACGUGGGCAUGAUGGGAGACUCCAACGGCCUGGGCGAUGACGACGACGACGAUGUGGACGAUAUGAUGAUGAUGAUGCCCCCGCGCUCGCCUUCGCCUCGGCCCCCGUCCUCCGCGCCCCAGUCGCCCCCCUCGUUCUCCCCGCCCCCCUCGGCCCACGGUACCCUAAUCAAGCCCAAACCCCGGCAGAGAGACAACGGUAGCGGCCACAACACGCUCCCCUCCGCACACUCCCUCCACCUGGUCCUCAACUCCUACAAUCAGGAGCAGGACGAGGACAACGGGAGAGUGCACCUGUCCCUCCCGCUCUCCUCCUCCCUGCCGGCCUCCCUGGACGAGUCCCUGAUGACGCCGGACGUGGAGAACGCGGUCAUCAGCCCCAUUCUGCCCUUCCUGUUCCUGGGCAACGAGCGCGACGCGCAGGACCUGGAGCUGCUGGUGCGCCUGGACAUCUGCUACGUGGUGAACGUGACCACGCACCUGCCCCUGUACCACCUGGAGACGGGCCUGGUGCGCUACAAGAGGCUGCCCGCCACCGACAACAGCCGGCAGAACCUGCGCCAGUACUUCGAGGAGGUCUUCGAGUUCAUCGAGGAAGCCCACCAGAGCGGUCGCGGGGUGCUGGUGCACUGUCAGGCCGGCGUGUCGCGCUCGGCCACCAUCGUCAUCGCCUACCUGAUGAAGCACACGCUCAUGACCAUGACGGACGCCUACAAGUACGUGCGCGGCCGGCGGCCCGUGGUCUCGCCCAACCUCAACUUCAUGGGCCAGCUGCUGGAGUUCGAACGGGACCUCAACUCCGGGGUCACGCCGCGCAUCCUCACGCCCAAGCUCACGGGGCUGGAGACGCAGGUCUAACACACACACACACACACAUAUUACACAGUAUACAUGGAAAGACAUGUGAGAGAAAGAGAUGGACGAAGCCACGGACAGCCAAGCAGACGGACCUAGUUAGAGUUAGAUGAAGAGAGUGAGGGGGGAAAGGAAAAAAUGAACAUGUGAGUGUGUGAAGGAAAGAGGAAGUGGAGAAGAAGAGAAGCGUUCCAGAAAAGCACCUUCCGACGGCACCCAAAAGAGGAGGAGAAAACGGACAAGACAGUGGGGAGGAAUGAUGAUGGAUUGAGCACAGUAUCAGCCGCAGCAGUAGCAUCUGCAGCAACAGCAACAAAGCUGCGAAAGCAUGGAGAGUGGAUGGGAGACCUCGUCACCACCUGUCCCAUCAUCAGUGAUGGGCAACUCGGAUCCAGUUUCUAUAAUCCAGUGCCACAUAUUCCAGUUGACCUGG